AAUCAGGGCGCGCCGGGCGGAUUCCCGCCCAUGGGGGCCUGUUUGCGUACGUGCCGCGGGCCGGCGGCGGCAGCUUGUGAGGCGCGGCGGGCGGGGACGGGGCCGGGGCCGGGGCCGGGGCCGCUUGCCCGGGCGCCCCGGAGCUUGGCGAGCGCAGCACCAGGGAGGCAAUGCUGGUGCUGGGUUGCAGCCCAGAGGCCGGCAGUUUCAGCAAUCUGUUUGAGGCAGGAACCGGUGUGAACGCACCUGCGGAUGCCUUUGGUCAGUCUCCAGCCCACUUGGCUGCUUGUGGCGGUGAAGCUUUUUUCUUACUUUGGCAGCUGCAGACAGGAGCAAAUUUGAACCAGCAGGAUUGCCUUGGAGAAGCCCCGAUUCAUAAGGCAGCAAAAGCUGGGAGUUUGGAAUGUCUUGCUCUCCUUGUUGCUGGCGACGCCAAAAUUGACUUGUGCAACAACAGUGGACAAACAGCAGCAGAUCUUGCACUGGCUUACGGCUUUCUGGAAUGUGCCAAGUUCCUCACAACAAUUCAUCACACUCAGACAAUGAAACCGAGAGGACAGUCUGGCUACUCGCUAAGCGACAAACGUGGCUCGCUGAGAGGGGAUCCAGCAGCACGGAACCAAGACAGUGAAACCAGCAGAUCCAUAAGCAGGAAGAGGAGACGAUCAGAUGGUGUAUCUUGUCUCCUAGCUGACAAAAGAAACAGCUUGUAAUCCUAAAAUGAAAUCAAGGGAAGUCUGAAGAAACGGGACUGGACUAUGCAUUGAGCAGCCUGAUGUGUACACUGGUAC
Molecule: messenger RNA, 791 nt
Organism: Tyto alba (common barn owl)
Lineage: Eukaryota; Metazoa; Chordata; Aves; Strigiformes; Tytonidae
Gene: ANKRD37
Product: ankyrin repeat domain 37
Exons: 5
Coding region: 171-713 (180 amino acids)
Molecular function (GO): protein binding
Source: RefSeq, a predicted model, not a curated record